GCGCCUCAAACGUCUAACUUGCAAUUUUAACAAACCCCCCCGGAACGCGACUGUCCACAAGUGCUGCAGUGAAGUAGGUGAAGCAGUUAGCUCGAGGCUAGCUCGGCUACAGGGGGAGGAUACCUGAGCAGCUCGACCGGGGGGAGGAGGAGGAGGAGGAGGAGGAGGAGGAGGAGGGGGUUCUGCUCCGAGGAUGGACAGCGAGAUCCAAAGAGACGGGAGAGUCCUGGACCUCACCGACGAUGCCUGGAGGGAAGACAAGCUGCCUUACGAGGAUGUCACCAUCCCUCUGAGUGAACUGCCCGAGGCCGAGCAGGACAACGGAGGAUCCACGGAGUCCGUGAAGGAGCAAGAGAUGAAGUGGACGGAUCUCGCCCUGCAGAGCCUCCACGAAAACACACCGAGCACCGGCAGCUGAGAGACUUGGGACGGGAGAAGCCGCAACCAAUCUCACGGCCACAGAGACUGAAUUACAAACAGAACAAAUAUGUCCACAAAAUAAAUUGCUCCUCACCUUGUA
Molecule: messenger RNA, 520 nt
Organism: Scophthalmus maximus (turbot)
Lineage: Eukaryota; Metazoa; Chordata; Actinopteri; Pleuronectiformes; Scophthalmidae
Gene: anapc13
Product: anaphase promoting complex subunit 13
Exons: 2
Coding region: 194-418 (74 amino acids)
Biological process (GO): protein K11-linked ubiquitination
Cellular component (GO): anaphase-promoting complex
Source: RefSeq, a predicted model, not a curated record